Messenger RNA from Fusarium proliferatum ET1, 519 nucleotides. RefSeq lists its product as uncharacterized. Lineage: Eukaryota; Fungi; Ascomycota; Sordariomycetes; Hypocreales; Nectriaceae. The transcript has a single exon. Bases 1 to 519 code for a protein of 172 amino acids. The record is from RefSeq and is a predicted model, not a curated record.
AUGCUGCAGCCCACAAGAUGCUUGAUAGCUUAUUCAAAUGAGCCAGCCGCUCACGAAUGCAGUCCUCAGAGCAACAGUAAUAAUUCGCUGGACUGGACGGCCUUUGAUGACCUAUCCGAAGGCGCCCGAAUGACUCAACGUUCACGAGAUGCCACCUUGGAUAUCUUUCAUCCUGUCGACAUGGAAAAUGUUCGAGUUUGGAAUGAUUCGCAAGAAUCAUCACUUCUGAUAACCUCAUCCUCUCCAAAUUAUGAGGAAACUAUAGAUCACAUGAUGGCACACAUGCCUCUCGGAUCACCACCUUUUGUUAAUCAAAUUCUCUUGUCUCAGACGCUUCUUCUCAGUGAUAGUAGCCUGACUUUGGGCUACGAGGAAUGUGAAGCUCUGGGACACUAUCAUGAUGGGUUUUGCUUGGCACAUACCUACAAGCUUGCCGCGUGGUCUUUCCCUGUCUUCCUCCUGCGAAAGAUCUCUUACAGUUCUGUCGCUAUACGUUGUGCCCUGGCUGUGUCACUCUAA